GGAAGUGAGGGUCGCAGUCGCCGGGUGCUUUGUGGCGCCGCUGCUCCGCCUCGCUCGCCAUGGGGAAGACGGACUUCCUGAGCCCCAAGGCCAUCGCCAACCGCAUCAAGUCGAAGGGGCUGCAGAAGCUGCGCUGGUAUUGCCAGAUGUGCCAGAAGCAGUGCCGGGACGAGAAUGGCUUUAAAUGUCACUGCAUGUCCGAAUCUCACCAGCGACAACUGCUGCUUGCAUCCGAAAAUCCUCAGCAAUUCAUGGAUUAUUUUUCAGAGGAAUUCCGGAAUGAUUUCCUAGAACUUCUCCGGAGAAGAUUUGGAACAAAGAGAGUCCACAACAAUAUAGUAUAUAAUGAAUAUAUUAGUCAUCGGGAACACAUCCAUAUGAACGCGACCCAGUGGGAAACUCUGACGGAUUUUACAAAGUGGCUUGGAAGGGAAGGUAAGGCCCUUCUUGUAUGGAUCCUCUCCUGGGAGAUGCUGGGAUGCUUGAGGCAGUUGUGCCAGUUGUUGCUAAACAUUGAAGAGCCGAUCUUCACAGAACUGAACAGAGAAAAUGAGGAGGAGAAAGUGACCUUUAACCUGGGCAAAGGGGCCAGCACUUCAGCUGCUGCAGCACCACCCAAAGGGAGCUUGCUUGGCCCCAGUGUGCUGAAGCCCUCGGGAACGCUGCUCCCCGUGAAGCGGAAAGAAACCCCUCCAAUUUCAAAGCAGACUAAGGAGAAAAAGAAGAAAAAAACCGCUCUCGACGAGAUCAUGCAGUUUGAAGAAGAGAAGAAAAAGUCUGCCCGACUAGACUACUGGUUGCAACCUGAAAUCGUGGUCAAAAUCAUAACCAAGAAACUCGGCGAGAAAUACUACAAAAAAAAAGCCAUUGUUAAGGAGGUAAUUGACAAAUACACAGCAGUUGUAAAGUUGACCCAUUCCGGAGAUAAACUCAAACUUGACCAGACACAUCUGGAGACGGUGAUCCCAGCCCCGGGUAAAAAGGUGCUGAUUUUAAAUGGAGGCUACAGAGGGAACGAAGCCAUGUUACAGAGUAUCAGCGAGAAGGCAUUUUCAGCCACAGUCCUCAUUGAAUCGGGACCUCUGAAAGGACGUCAGGUGGAGGGUGUUCCAUACGAAGACAUUUCCAAGUUGGCCUCCGUUGACCAAAGGAGCUGAUGGAACCAGCCAGGUACAUCUCUUGAGAUGGCUGCAGGUGAACAAGUCCAGCACGCUAAACUCACGAGUUGAACCGUCAACUUCAAGGAGCAGACAAGAUUUCUGACAGAUGCCCUAUAAAUACAGUACAUUGGAUCCUCUAUUUAAGCCCUUUGUAUCUCAACCACGGGCGACUUCAUAAUUUUGAUUCGAUUGGUUCAUCUGCAGAACAGUAUCGGCCACCUGUAGUCCUGUCAGAGACUUUUCUGUAAUUUAUGUCUCCUGCAGAAAUGGAAAGCCCCCAUGGUUGGAAUCCUCAUGGUGUUAAAACUUCAGGGGUGCCAGCAACGAGUUUAGCUUCCUCACACACAACCUGAUACAAAAAUAGUCCUCCAUUCCUUCGGGAUGGGAAAGACCACCAAUAGGAUGUCGACCACCCCGUAAAAAGCAUAACCUGCCAACUUUUUAAAUGGCCGAUCUAAGUCAUGGAUUCUGACGGAAUCAGAGGAUCGUCAAAGAGCCUCUGGUUUUUCAAAUAUAUUUUUUCAGUCCCUCCUUGUAGCAGAAUCUGCCCUUUGCUUCUUGUGGGACGUUUUAUCGGAUCUGAGGAAAAGAUCUUCUGAAUGGCCCAAAGAUCUGAUCUUACAGUGAGGAAAAGAUCUUCUGAAUGGCCCAAAGAUCUGAUCUUACAGUUAGGUGGAUCUUCUGAAUUCAGCUACAACCUGGGACCUAUUUUUGCAUUGCACUGUUUAGCCACGUGGAAAUAUUUGGAGGAUUGGCAGCAAUCGCUCUACGCUUGGAAAUCCAGAUUUCUUGAUCUGGGCCUUCGCUGUACCAUAACUGGUUCUUUGGACCCCAGCAGGAGCGUCCGUCAGUGGUUUUUUAAAAAUUGUAUAAUGAUUUUGUACAGAAGAGAGAAGAUGGAAGUUAUUUUAUUGGUGCAAGUGUUUCUUUUUAACCGUUGUGCGUUACCCAAAGUAAAUGGACUUGGAGGCCCUUCAGUUGGCUCAUAGCUUUA
This is a messenger RNA of Protobothrops mucrosquamatus (brown spotted pit viper), 2154 nucleotides long. It is a transcript of the gene KIN, whose product is annotated as Kin17 DNA and RNA binding protein. The transcript is spliced from 12 exons. Gene Ontology annotation, molecular function: double-stranded DNA binding. Lineage: Eukaryota; Metazoa; Chordata; Lepidosauria; Squamata; Viperidae. The record is from RefSeq and is a predicted model, not a curated record. Gene Ontology annotation, biological process: DNA replication; DNA damage response. Gene Ontology annotation, cellular component: nucleus. Bases 60 to 1157 code for a protein of 365 amino acids.